AAACCUCAGUGUCCUUCAAAUAUUGUCCCAAGAACUGAGAGAGAGAGGAGGGGAGAGAGAGAGAGAGAGAGAGAGAGAUGGAGGGGAGAGCGAGGGGUUUGCUGCCGUUUGUGGGGAUGAUAACGGUGGUUCUGGCUCUGGCGAGCAACAUGGUGGUGAUGAAAAUGGCCUUGUCCGAUGGUAUGAACAAGUAUACCAUGGUCUUCUACAGUAACGCCCUCUCUUCUCUCGUCCUCCUCCCCUGUCCCUUCAUCUUCUCUCGCAGGUCAGGGUCGUACCCUCCCCUCACUUUCUCUGUCCUUCGCAAGAUCUUCUUGCUGGCUGUGGCUGGAUUGGCGGCACAGAUGUGCGGGUACAUCGGCAUCGAUUGCAGCUCCCCUCUUCUGGGCACGGCCAUGAUGAACCUCAUCCCAGCUUUCACUUUCGUUGUCGCCAUUAUUCUAAGGAUGGAGAAAGUGAACUGGAAAAGCCUGAGCAGCCAAGCUAAGAUUGUGGGAACCAUUACAUCGAUUCUUGGUGCAUUCGUAUUCACUCUCUACAAGGGUCCGCCGAUUCUCCGCUCGCCUUUGCCUCCCUCCGUCCAACCUCACCGCCCCCCUUUUCUUCUCCCGCGGCAAUCGAAUUGGAUUCUGGGUGGGUUUCUACUCGCGGCCCAAGCUUUCCUGUUAGCAUCAUCGUACAUUUUCCAGGCAUUUAUCCUCAAAGAUUACCCAGUGGUGAUGAACAUAAUGUUCUACGUAAUGUUCUUUCUGGCAAUUCUUUCUGGGCCGUUGUCCUUUAUUAUGGCGAGAGAACCCCAGUCAUGGAUUCUGAAAUUCGAUGCGGGUUUGAUCUCUAUUUUAUACUCGGCUGUGGUUGUUACUACCUUUGGAUCAGCAUUGGGUGUAUGGUGUGUGAAGCAAACUGGACCUGUUUAUGUCUCGAUGUUCAAGCCCUUGGGAAUUGUAUUUGCAGUUGGAUUGGGGUUCAUAUUUCUGGGAGAAACGUUACACCUCGGAAGCUUGAUUGGAGCAAUUGUGAUUGUGAUGGGAUUCUACCUAGCAGUGUGGGGCAAGUCUAAAGAGGAAGAGAAGACGAUGGAGGGCGGUGGGGCUGGUGGGAGCUUGGCGUCUACCAGCCAUAAGAUUCCUCUGCUCCAAAACCAACCUCCAAGUGUGUAGAUAUUCUUGGCAACACUUAAAAAAAAAAAAAAAAAAGUGAAAAAGACGAGUUUGAAUAUUUCGACGACCCAAUAUUUGAAGGCAUCCCUAGAAAAACGAAGAAUUUGGAGGAAAUCUCGACUGCCAUCAUUACAUCAGGGCACGCAGAUCAAUGUGCAAGCCCGAUUUUGAAAACCAACACUGUGCACCUCAGUUUUGUUACUAGAUUUUCAACUCGCAUCUCUUACUUAUUAUCCUUAUUCGUUUUUUA
Eucalyptus grandis is the source of this 1410-nucleotide messenger RNA. RefSeq names its product WAT1-related protein At5g40240. Gene Ontology annotation, molecular function: transmembrane transporter activity. The transcript has 7 exons. The record is from RefSeq and is a predicted model, not a curated record. The coding region runs from base 78 to 1160 and encodes 360 amino acids. Gene Ontology annotation, cellular component: plasma membrane. Lineage: Eukaryota; Viridiplantae; Streptophyta; Magnoliopsida; Myrtales; Myrtaceae.